UAUUCUUUGCAAAAGUUUUUAUCUGUAAUUUCUGCUAGAUUUAGAUUUUUUGUUAAAUUUUGUGUAUGUAUACAUCUCUAUAAGUACUAGAUAUUAAGGAAGUUAAAUUUGCUGUACAUGGGAUAAUUAAGCAAUAGAUGGAGAAUCUUUUUGCAAGUGCUGAAAAAAGGAAGCAUCCAGAGAAAAGUUCAGAGGGAGUUGAUACUAAAGUGAAUUACCAAGAUUUGGCAUCAAAGAAGCAACGAGUUGUGGCAUGGAAAUAUGAUGUGUUUGUAAGUUUUAGAGGUGAAGAUAUUCGUAAAAGCUUCAUUGAUCAUCUUUUCAAAGAUUUUAAGCAAAACGGAAUUCAUGCUUUUAGAGAUAAUAUUGAUUUGCCUAGAGGAGAAGAGAUAUCUACCCAAGUCUAUAAAGCCAUUGAAAAUUCGAGGUUUUUGAUGAUCAUCUUCUCCAAAAAUUAUGCUUCUUCAUCAUGGUGUCUGAGGGAACUUGUGAAAAUUCUCAACUUAAAGCAAAUUGAAAAGCCAAAACAUGAAGUCCGAAUCUUAUUUUAUGAUGUUAAGCCCGAAGUGGUGAGGAAACAAACUGAGAGCUAUGCCGAAGCAUUUGCCAAACAUCAAGUAUCAAAUAGAGCAGAAGUAGAUGAAUGGAAGGAAGCUCUUACCAUGGCUGCUAGUUUAUCUGGAUGGGAUCUUAAUGACAUGACAAAUGGCUAUGAGUCCAAGUUCAUUGAUUGCAUAUCCAAAGACAUCCGCAAAACAUUAUGUGACGUACCCUUGCAUGUUGGUGAGAACCUAGUAGGUGUAGAUGCUCGUUUAAGUAAACUGGACUUGGAGCGCCUAAUUGGGUCAAGUAAGGUUAACAUGAUUGGAAUUUGUGGUGUUAGUGGAAUAGGAAAGACCACCCUUGCCAAAGCUAUAUAUAACUCGAUGUAUGUCUACUUUGAGGGAAGUUGCUUCUGUGAGGAUGUCCAAGGAAUCACCAAACGGCAUGAUCUAACUCAAGUCCAAAUGCAACUUAUUAAUAAGAUAAUGAAAACUGAAGAUGUGAAGAUACCCAAUAAGAGUGAAGGAGUUCAGGUAAUAAAACAGAGGGUAGCAUGUGAGCCUAUCUUAAUUGUUUUGGAUGAUGUGGAUCAUCACGAGCAGUUAGAAGCACUAGCAGGUUCACAUCACUGGUUUUGCCCCGGGAGUUUGAUUAUUUUCACUAGUAAAGACAAACAGUUGCUAAGAUCACAUAGAGUGGAUAAAAUUUAUGAUGUGGAGUUUUUAAAUGAUCGUGAAGAUAUUGAGCUUUUUUGUUUGUAUGCUUUUGGCCAAACAUAUCCUACACAUGAUUUCAAGGAGCUAUCGUACCAAGUCGUGAAAUGUUUGCAAGGGCACCCUUUGGCUCUCAAAGUUGUUGGCAAUGCUUUGUUUGAAAAGUCAGCGCGAUUAUGGAGAAGUGAACUGGAUAGACUCCAAAUGUACCCUAAUUCAGAGAUACAACAAAAACUGCGACCAAGUUUUGAUUUGCUAGACUUUGAUCAGAAAAGAAUCUUUCUUGAUAUUGCAUGUUCCUUGACAGGGGAAAAUAUAGAUCUUUCUGUACGUGUACUUGAGAGCAUUAAUUGUUUUGCGGAUGCUAAUAUUGAUGUUUUAGUCGAUAAAUCGCUAAUUACAAUAUCUACAGACGAUUCGCUUCAAAUGCAUGAAUUGAUUCGAAGCAUGGCAAGAGAAGUUAUACGUGAAGAAUCCUACAGGCCUAUCUAUUUGUGGGGUCCAUCAGAUGUUUACGCUUUACUUGGUGAGAACAAUUUAACGGAAACAACUAAAAAAGUUGAAGUUCUUGUCCUUUUGUUAGAGAAAUCUACUAAAACGGUUCACAUAGAUUGUAAAGCUUUUUCUAAGAUGAAAAAGUUGCGGAUCUUUAAAAUUUGUUAUCCACGACCAGAAGCUUUUGGACAGACGUUUCAAUUGAGCAUGUCUAUGGACUUCGGUGUGAAGUUCUUAGGAAAUUUGGAUUUUUUAUCCAAUGAGCUAAGAUUGAUUUAUUGGCAUGGAUAUCCUUUCAAGUUCUUGCCAUCAAUUUUUUAUCCAGAGAAUAUUGUUGCCAUUGACUUGUCUUUCAGCAAAAUCAAAAGCUUUUGGACAACACCUAAGUGUUUUAAAAGCUUGAAAGUGAUGAACCUGAGGCACUGCCGUGACCUAACAACUACCCCUGACUUCACUGAGGUUGUCAAUCUUGAAAAGCUAAUUCUUGAAGGCUGUGUGAGUUUGGUUAAGCUUCACCCAUCAAUUGGAAUGCUCAAGAAACUUGUUAUGUUAAACAUGAGGGACUGCAUAAAUGUUAGGAGGUUCCCCUGCAAAGUUGAAAUGGAGUCUCUCCAAGUUCUGAUUCUUCCUGGAUGCUUAAAAAUGGACAACUUAUCUCAGGUUUCGGGUACCCUCAAUAAUUUGCUGAAGCUUGCCAUAACAGAAUUUCCUUCUUUCAUAUCAUCUCUAUCCAACCUUCAAGUACUAGAGAUUGACAGAGAUCAGCAGGCUGAGUCUCCUACAUGGUGGACAUCAAUCUUCCAAAAGCAACCACAAAGUUUGGUGUUGCCUUCUUUGGCAAGAUUGCGAUUGCUAACAAAGCUAAAACUUGGAAACUGCAAUAUAUCCGAAGUGUGCCAUGACAUUGGAGCUUUAUCAUGUCUAUAUUCUUUAGAUUUGAGUGAAAACAACUUUACUAAGUUACCUGGAAGUUUGGGUCAACUUUCUCGUCUGCAAUAUCUUGUUCUUAUUGGCUGCAAAAAGUUGGAAGUGUUGCCAGAACUUCCAUCUAGUUUGAUUCGACUUUCUGCAUCCCAAUGUACCUCCUUGCAAGAUCUACCAAGGCUAAGUCACCGACAACGUAUUCUUGAUUGGCGUUUUAGGCAUUGUCCAAAGAUUUUUCAGAAUGUUACCAUUAAUAGCAAGGUGUCUAUGUCGCAGACUCGACUUAUGGACUCAUCGCAUGUCUCUACAAACCAGUUUUCUUUUUUGGUCAAGCAUUUGGGUAUCCAGAGUAAGAUACGUAAAUUCUUCAGUGGAAGUGAUUCCGAUUCCUGGAGGGGAGAUAAGACAUUGUCGUUAACAUUAUUUGGAAAAAGAAGUAUUCCACGGUGGUUUACAAAUAAAAGUAAGGAAAGUCAUAUAAAGGUGGAAUUACCUCCAAAUUGGUGCUUUUCUAAGUUCAAGGGAUAUGGAAUAUGUGUUGGAUUCAAGCUGAAGGAGUCUUACCGUAAAGUAUUAUUACCAAGAUUCUCUGUGAACAACUUCGAUGGAUCCUCUCUAAAAGAAUUUCAUGCAGGGAUCACACGAAUGUAUGAACCGGGAUUCUUUGUGUUGUGUUUUAUUAGGACAUGUGAUUGGCGAUGGGAAAAGGCAAAGAAUUUUGUCACAUUUACAUUCGGAGAUAGCGAAGAAAUUGAGCUUAAGGAGUUUGGUGCAAGACUUGUUUGUAAUUAUGAUGGAGAUUUAAAAGAAGAAGAAACGGUUUUAAGUAUGAUACAACACCUCCCACCUACCAGAGGUUACUUAAAGUUAUCCGAGGGUGAUGUUUAUACUCGCGUGUUUUUUUAAUAAAAAAUUCGUGUAAUCUAUGGUUUUCCUAGUCAUAGCAUAAAGGGUUAUAUUAAGACUGUAAAAUAGUAAAGAAUUGUAGUUAUAUAUAAUAUUUCUCCUAAUAUUAUUUGUAAA
Erigeron canadensis is the source of this 3698-nucleotide messenger RNA. RefSeq names its product disease resistance protein Roq1-like. Gene Ontology annotation, molecular function: protein binding; ATP hydrolysis activity; ADP binding. Gene Ontology annotation, biological process: defense response; signal transduction. The transcript is spliced from 4 exons. Bases 138 to 3581 code for a protein of 1147 amino acids. Lineage: Eukaryota; Viridiplantae; Streptophyta; Magnoliopsida; Asterales; Asteraceae. The record is from RefSeq and is a predicted model, not a curated record.